UACAAAAAGACACCCAAAAGAGUUGUUCUUUCUUAGCACGCGCCAUGUCGAUAGCUGCCAUCAUACAGAACCCAGACUAAUGGAGAAAAGUUGGCCCCUUUUGCUCCCUGAGUUUUUAUUUCGAAUUAAUUAAAUUCUAGUUUGACGAAAGCGACGUGAAUUGCGAUGGAGCAUCGUACCAACGGAAAUGCCGACGAAGAAAUGAAAUCAAUUGAUCUGCAUCCCAUUCGGAAGGAUCCGUACCCGACUCACGCGCCCGACCCUACCCCGAACGGCGGUGCGCCGGAUCCCAAAAUUGCUUUUGACGAUGCCAAUGGUGCCAACGUGAAGGCCGUCGGAUCGCCGCGAUCGAAGCCGAAGAAGUCGGUGCGGUGGAGCGAGGAGCUUGUGACGGAGACGCCCAUUCCGAGGGAUUACGACCGCGGAUCCAGCAAUCCCUAUGUCAAUUACUCCGCCGCGCCUCCCGCUGACUCGUCUUUCAAUUUCAAAGAAACUAUGGGCACUGUGAAGGAUGUGCUGGGGAGAUGGGGGAAGAAGGUUGGAGAAGCUACGAGAAGGGCCGAGGAUUUAGCCGGAAGCACCUGGCAGCACUUGAAAACGAAUCCUAGUUUGACGGAAGCGGCCCUAGGAAGAAUUGCACAGGGGACAAAGGUUCUAGCAGAAGGUGGCUAUGAAAAAAUAUUCCGGCAGACAUUCGAGACCACCCUGGAGGAGCAACUGAGAAAUUCAUUUGCAUGUUACUUGUCAACGUCAGCCGGGCCGGUUAUGGGAGUUUUGUACGUCUCCACUGCGAAACUUGCAUUUUGUAGCGACAGCCCACUUUCCUACCAAGAAAGCGACAAGAUUGAAUGGAGCUAUUACAAGGUUAUUAUCCCAUUGCAGCAAGUAAAAGCAAUCAAGCCUUCGACAAGCCGAAGCAACAGAGCUGAAAAAUACAUCCAGAUCAUAUCAGUGGACAACCAUGAAUUUUGGCUUAUGGGGUUUCUGAAUUACAAUGGAGCUUCAGAAAGCCUCCGGCAGGCCUUACAGUCUCGCGAUGCUCUUUCUGUAUCCUCAGUGUAGUAGUAAGUAAGAUUAUUUGAUUGUUAUGCAUCCAGAUGAGAUGAGAUAAUUAUUCGUUUGCUCGAUCGAUGGCAAUUGGCGAUUGGCAUCAUCAUAUCUGUUGUAAUAUUGUAUCUAUCUAUCUAUAUAUGUAUAUGAUGUAUACACCACACCACACCACACCAUUUAAAUAACAUGAUAAUUCUUGAUUUGA
Molecule: messenger RNA, 1255 nt
Organism: Andrographis paniculata
Lineage: Eukaryota; Viridiplantae; Streptophyta; Magnoliopsida; Lamiales; Acanthaceae
Product: putative GEM-like protein 3
Exons: 4
Coding region: 166-1062 (298 amino acids)
Source: RefSeq, a predicted model, not a curated record